Balaenoptera acutorostrata (minke whale) is the source of this 533-nucleotide messenger RNA. It is a transcript of the gene GHRL, whose product is annotated as ghrelin and obestatin prepropeptide. NCBI's taxonomy places the organism in Eukaryota, Metazoa, Chordata, Mammalia, Artiodactyla, Balaenopteridae. Gene Ontology annotation, biological process: positive regulation of growth hormone secretion; negative regulation of inflammatory response; regulation of response to food. Gene Ontology annotation, cellular component: extracellular region. The record is from RefSeq and is a predicted model, not a curated record. The transcript has 5 exons. Bases 28 to 453 code for a protein of 141 amino acids. Gene Ontology annotation, molecular function: growth hormone-releasing hormone activity; ghrelin receptor binding.
UUAAAACAAACACAGGCUGCCUAUAUAAUGACCAGGCAGCCAACAGUCGCCACCUCCACCAGGAAUCCCAGGCCCAUCUGUCCCCAGCCAGCCGAGGCCAUGCCCUCCCCAGGGACCAUCUGCAGCCUGCUGCUCCUCAGUGUGCUCUGGGUGGACUUGGCCAUGGCGGGCUCCAGCUUCCUGAGCCCCGAACACCAGAAAGUGCAGCAGAGAAAGGAAUCCAAGAAGCUGUCAGCCAAACCGAAGCCCCGGGCCCUGGAAGGCUGGCUUGACGCAGAAGUCAGAAGUCAGGCGGAAGGCGCAGGGGACGAGCUGGAAAUCCAGUUCAGCGCCCCCUUUGACGUUGGGAUCAAGCUGUCAGGGGCUCACUCCCACCAGCACGGCCAGACCCUGGGGAAGUUUCUUCAGGACGUCCUUUGGGAAGACGCCAGUGAAACCCCAGCCGACAAGUGACGGGCCCUGAGUCCAGCCAUUUCUCCGUUUUCCCACCCUCAGAAGCACUUACCUGGCUUCCAGAACACUUCCGAGACCAC